Molecule: messenger RNA, 4733 nt
Organism: Thalassophryne amazonica
Lineage: Eukaryota; Metazoa; Chordata; Actinopteri; Batrachoidiformes; Batrachoididae
Gene: keap1b
Product: kelch-like ECH-associated protein 1b
Exons: 8
Coding region: 862-2817 (651 amino acids)
Molecular function (GO): protein binding
Source: RefSeq, a predicted model, not a curated record
GUUACAGCUUCAUUCCCUCCCCCUCCCCCCUCUAUGUGGCGCACGCAUCCACACCGAGGUUGGCGUACCGCGAUGGAGGAAUAGAUUGUUUGUCAGCUGAACAGAAAGUUUCCUUGUAAACAACGCAACUGAAUUCCUUAGCCGGUCAACCUCCAGGAAAUCCUCUACUGAGAACGCCACUGAAGACUCCCCUGUCAUCCACGUGUCCUCCAAGUUGCGCUUGCAACAUUUUUGGCACUCACUCUUCUGGCUUGUUUUUUUUUUACCCUCCCUACACAAUAAACAAGUUUUCUGCUGCCUCAUCCACAGUGUCCAACAUAAAUCGGGCGCUUUGAAGGAAACGUUUUUACAUCUGCAACAAGUAGUCAGAAAUCAGACAUGUUUUUUCCCCUUUCUGCAGGAGGAAAUAGACAUGCAAGACUAACCAACAAGGUGCCUAAUCUCAAAAGAAUAAAUGCUGAUCGCCAAAUUACUUCAUUCUAUACGUAACGGACAUCUGUCAACUUUCUUUAUGAAAGCGAUUUCAACAGUCUGUGAAGUGGACGUAACCAUAAGCAUGAGUCGCUAAGCAAAGUCAGUAUUUUGUUUGUCUGGACUGAGUUUCUGUUGACAUUCCCCUACACUAGAAGGCGCCACAGACAAUUGAACUACAAGCGAUAACUCAGUUUUGCCAUAUUUACUCUGUUCACGCUGCCAUAAAACAUUUUGCCCUUGUUAUACUUUGCCUAACUCUGAAAAGUUAACCCUUGGACAAUGCUAAAGGAAUCCUGAGCUAAACUGAUUGUGUUGAAAUUUCACCAUGUAAGAGUGCAAGCAAACAUUACCGGCAGCAGGCACAGUCAAAUCCUCACUUCAUAAUGAAUGGCACAAGGAUGUCUCAUAACCCCAAUUGCUGUUGUUGAGGAGGACGCUAAGGUGAAGGCGAACAGGUGUGAAAUGACAGAGUGCCUAACAGAAUGCAAAGCGCUGGUGACUCCAUCCACGCGCAACGGCCACCGCGUCUUCAGUUAUACGCUAGAAAGCCACACAGCAGCCGCCUUUGCCAUCAUGAAUGAGCUACGUCUGGAGCGGCAGCUGUGCGACGUGACGCUGCGUGUGCGUUACAAAGAUCUAGAGGCAGUGGACUUUGUUGCGCACAAGGUUGUGCUGGCAUCGUCAUCCCCAGUGUUCAGAGCUAUGUUCACCAAUGGCCUGAAGGAGUGUGGCAUGGAGCUGGUGCCCAUCGAGGGGAUCCACCCAAGAGUUAUGGGCAGACUCAUAGAGUUUGCGUACACAGCCAGCAUUUCCGUAGGAGAGAAGUGUGUGAUCCAUGUGAUGAACGGUGCUGUCAUGUACCAGAUAGACAGUGUGGUAAAGGCCUGCUGUGACUUCCUGGUGCAGCAGCUUGAUCCCAGCAAUGCCAUUGGUAUCGCCAACUUUGCUGAACAAAUUGCUUGCACAGAGCUCCACCAGAAGGCCCGUGAAUACAUCUACAUGAAUUUUAGCCAGGUGGCAACCCAGGAAGAGUUCUUCAACUUGUCUCACUGCCAGCUAGUGACCCUCAUCAGCCGUGAUGAGCUCAAUGUUCGGUGCGAGUCGGAAGUCUUCCAGGCAUGCCUAGACUGGGUGCGUUACGACCGGGAGAACAGAAGGCCGUACGUCCAGGCCUUACUCCAGGCUGUCCGCUGCCAUUCCCUUACCCCCAACUUUCUGCAGGCCCAGCUCCAGUCCAAGGACUGGGACCCCCAGUCUAAAGACUACCUUACCCAAAUCUUCGAGGACUUGACUCUUCACAAACCCACCAAAGUCAAUUCCUGCCGAACCCCCAAGGUGCCACAGCUUAUUUACACUUCAGGGGGUUAUUUCCGUCAGUCACUCAGUUACCUGGAGGCGUAUAACCCCUGUACAGGGGCCUGGCUGAGGCUUGCCGACCUACAGGUACCACGAAGUGGACUCUCUGCUUGUGUAAUCAGUGGGCUUUUUUACGCAGUUGGUGGAAGAAAUAAUGCACCUGACGGCAACAUGGACUCAAAUGCUUUGGACUGCUACAAUCCUAUGAACAACUGCUGGCUUCCAUGUGCACCUAUGAGUGUGCCAAGAAACCGAAUUGGCGUUGGUGUUAUCGAUGGCAUGAUAUAUGCUGUUGGUGGCUCGCAUGGGUGCAUUCAUCACAAUAGUGUAGAAAGGUAUGAUCCAGAAAGGGACCAGUGGCAGAUGGUAGCCCCAAUGUUGAACCGUCGUAUCGGUGUGGGUGUGGCCGUCAUUAACCGACUGCUUUAUGCCGUGGGGGGAUUUGAUGGGGCCAAUCGCCUGAGCUCCUGUGAGUGCUACAAUCCUGACAGGGAUGAGUGGAAGACCGUGGCCGACAUGAACACUGUCCGAUCCGGAGCAGGUGUGUGUGCACUGGGGAACCGCAUCUUCGUGAUGGGUGGCUACGACGGCACCAAUCAGCUGAACACUGUAGAGUGCUAUGAUGUGGAAACCGAUACGUGGAGCUCUGCUGCCUCCAUGAGGCACCGACGCAGCGCGCUGGGAGUCACUGCGCUGCAUGGGCGCAUCUAUGUGUUGGGAGGUUAUGACGGCAGCACGUUCCUGGACAGUGUAGAGUGCUACAGCUCAGACAAGGACACAUGGUCAGAGGUGACACACAUGACAUCAGGGCGGAGCGGCGUGGGCGUGGCCGUUACAAUGGAGCCCUGCCAGAAGGGUGUGACUCUGUGUCAGAAGUCGAACAGCGAGAAUGUUGCAGCCUCAUCCCCACCCUAUCAUACCACUGCAUCGGGUUCUGGAUCUCAGCACGUUCAGCAGUCGAGUGGGCCCAUCAGCAAAAGCACAUGAGGCUCACUGGUAGAACACACGUGCACAGAGGUGAACACACAUGAAACAAUUCAUCAGUCUACAGUUGACAUAUGCGAGGAGUUAAAAAGUAAUUUUCAAAGUCCUACAGGUGCUCAACUAUAGGCCGAGCAUGAAUUUUAAAAAAGAAAAGUGAUCUUAAGUGCUUCUAAUCUGAUUGCUGAAUAGAAAAAGACUCAACAGUGUAAAUCCAGAAAUCCAAUCAGUAAUUUAUUGCAAUCACUUGACUCUAAAUUAAGAGCAACAGAUUGUCCAAAUUUAGUAUCAUCCCGGAUCUUUCAGGCUGGUUUGCAAGAUCUGGACUUUGGCGGGACUCAGUCCAUGUCCUAAGUGUUUGUUUGUGAUGAGGCUUCAUUUUGGACAGUUUAAAAAAAAAAAAAAAGGCUGCAAACUUAAAGUUGUUCACCAGCCUGUAGCUUUUUAAUGAGUCGUCAUUCAGGAGGAAAAACAAAUACAAGCAAUGAGUUUAAUCUGAGGCGAGAACAAGAACUUGAAUGAGAGUUGUAGUAAGGAGGGGUGUGGGGGGGGGGGGGGUAGCAUUUCAUCAGUAUUGACAACAGUUUAAAGUGCUAUUGUGAUGCCCGAAGGGACCGUUGAACAUUAAAUCAGACAGCAGUGGUGGGCACAGCCAGCCUAAAAGUUAGCUUUGAUAACCAUGAAAAUCACGCGCAAGAGCUGAAAAUUGAAUGUCGAAGUGUGAACAUGGCAGUUCCAAAAAUGUUUAGCAUGCCAAGAUCAGAAGAUGAUCGUGAUAUACGUAAGUAAAUAAUUGAACAAAUGAAACUAAACAGGAGCUUCCAUUCAGCACACAUUUUAUUCACAGUCCAGAAGGUAUUGAGUAAAACUUAAGGAAUAAAAGUACACAUGAAAAAUGGACUCAGUAAAUUGAUUAUUGUGUUUACUCUGUCUUGACCUCCUGCUCCUCUGUCUCCUCGAGGUGAUGCUUGUUGCUUUCAUUCUUUGUCAGUUUCGCUUAUUGGAUUAGUGUUUAAGCUCCAACACAAACAAUCACGUAUGAAUUUUGCAUAUACAAACAUUUUUUUACAGUUACAAAUUCAUUCCAAAAAUCUUAGCGCAAUUACAUUCAGUGGAUGUUAAUUGGUUUGCUAACUGUUUCCAAAGUUAUCUGAAAAGCUAAUCGACCGAAAACAAACAAAAAAAACCCUUUGCUCGUGAGCGGUUAAUAGAUUAUCUGGACUGUGCCCAGCACUGCCAGGCGGCCAUGAGGCGGACCUGACGGUGUGUCACAUCCAAUCAUUUGUUCUGGAAAAGAUGGAAAUUUCCAGUUUGCUGUCGUCUCAUUAAACACGAGUUACAGUGUCACAGGAUGUAAUGUUUUACUUGGGGGGGGGGGGGGGGGGGGGGGUUAGCGAAAGCUCUCUUUUGUAAAUUUAUCAGAGUGCAGUUCGUUGUAACGAUUAUGGGUCAAGAAAACAGUAAAAUGAGAGAAAUGGGUGACUGUAGCAUUUUAUUUUUAAAUUGGCAGGUGUGUUUUAUGAAAAACGCUAAUAAAGACAUGAUUCCUCACUGUACAGUUGACAGUUGGUUCUUGCCUCCACCAGACCUCAGAGACAGAAGUGACCAUAUUUGUGUGCAUUAGUAUUCAAGUAUUGUAUGCUAAUGGCAUAAAAAGACUUGCUUAAAAUGUAUUUGUAACAGCAAUUUAAGCUACAAAGUUUUUAUGUCACAUUUUGUACAUUCAUAUUCUAAGUCUUGUACAGAAUUUAAAAGCUCAAUUUUUUAUUUAUUUGUUCAGAUCCUCUGUUUGUACUGAAUCAGACUCUGGUGUUGUAUUUUUGAAUAAUUGGCAUGUGUUGUAAUAGAGUAGGAAUGCUUAUCGAUGCUAAUUUUGAAUGUUUUGUAAAAAUUAAAUAAAUAUGGUUUCAGUUGGAAAGGGA